AUGGCUGCACAGCGGCAAAUGGUGGAGGCUAGGUGGCGAGAGGGUGGUGGCCAUGCUGAUGAGGAAUAUGGGGAUGACCUCCUUGGCUAUGGAGAUGAUAAUGUCCACAUGAAUCUAUUGGCAAUCGACGCUGAUGUCUUCCAGAAUUGGUCGUGCCGAAGUACUGAGUCAAUAUUGGACACGUUCACUGGGAUUGGAAGUCAACGUCCGGGAAGUGACACGGAUUAG
Exophiala bonariae is the source of this 228-nucleotide messenger RNA. RefSeq lists its product as uncharacterized. NCBI's taxonomy places the organism in Eukaryota, Fungi, Ascomycota, Eurotiomycetes, Chaetothyriales, Herpotrichiellaceae. The record is from RefSeq and is a predicted model, not a curated record. Bases 1 to 228 code for a protein of 75 amino acids. The transcript has a single exon.